Messenger RNA from Eruca vesicaria subsp. sativa (arugula), 2592 nucleotides. The record is from the annotation of a GenBank genome assembly. Lineage: Eukaryota; Viridiplantae; Streptophyta; Magnoliopsida; Brassicales; Brassicaceae.
AUGGUUGAUCAUCAUCGAAGAAGAAGCGCUUUGUUCUUGUUCUGUUUGUUACUGUUCCAUUGUGUUGCCAUUGCGAAACCACGCACUCAAUUCAACGAAUGGCUCACUCUAGUUCGUCUCAGGUCUUCUCUUGGACUCAAAGGAACAGACUGGCCAAUCAAAGGCGAUCCUUGCAACGUCUGGAGAGGGAUACAAUGUGAUGACAACGGAAGUAUCAUCGGGAUCAACAUCUCAGGUUUCAAAAGGACAAGACUCGGUAAGCAAAACCCACGUUUCGCUGUUGAUCCGCUCGUUAAUCUCACUCGCUUAGAGUAUUUCAACGCGUCUGGAUUGUCAUUACCUGGUUCUGUUCCUGAUUGGUUCGGUGUUAGCUUCUCCACGACACUGCGUGUCUUAGAUCUUAGUUCUUGUUCCGUGACUGGUGUUGUCCCCGUGACUCUCGGGAACCUCACUAGCUUGAUGAGUUUGAACCUGUCUCGUAACAGUCUUACCGGUUCGGUUCCAAACAGUUUAGGACAGUUGCUGAAUCUGACGGUUCUUGAUGUUUCUUCUAAUUACCUCACGGGUCCGAUCCCUCCUAGUGUUGGGAUGCUAUCGAAGCUUCUGUAUCUGAAUCUCUCAAGCAAUAGCUUCUCGUCUUUGAUUCCUCCUCAGCUUGGAGAUCUAAUCAAUCUUGUUGACCUUGAUCUCAGCAUCAACUCGUUGUCUGGUUCAGUUCCUAAGGAGUUUAGAAAGUUGACUAAUCUGGAAAACAUGGUGAUUAGUGAUAACCUCUUGAGUGGAGCUUUACCAGAUGGUUUGUUCAGUGCUAACAGCCAACUUCAGAGCUUAGUUCUGAGAGAGAAUGGGUUCUCAGGUACCCUCCCUGAUGAGUAUUGGUAUUUGCCUAAGUUACGCCUUCUCGACAUUGCUAAGAACAACGUCACAGGAAUGUUACCAAACUCUAGUUCUGGUCCAAACCAGGUCAAUGCAGUGGUCGAUAUCUCUUGGAACAAGUUCUACGGGGAGCUCACAGAGAUUCUUACUAGGUUCAGUACCGUGGAUCUCUCUGGUAACUACUUUGAAGGUAAGGUUCCAGAUUAUAUCCUUAGAGAAAACGCAUCUCUUACUAGAAACUGUCUUCAAAAUGAGAAGAGACAGAAGUCUUUAGAAGUUUGUUCAAAGUUCUACACAGCUAAAGGAUUAGACUUUGAUGAUUUCGGACGUUCCAAUACUACUUCGGAGAAGGCUUCUUCAGGGUUAAGCCACAGGACUGUUAUUAUAUUAGCAUCAGUUGGUGGAGGAAUUGGUUUUAUUCUUAUUUUCAUUCUCUUGCCUAUUCUUGUGGCUCUAUGCAUACGUCGAAGAGGGAGCAAUGAGAGGCCUAAACCUGUAGCUGAACUUUCUCAGCCACCUAAAGAAAGACAGAGUUUUGAUUUGUCACGUCUUGGGAACGCGUUUACUUAUGAGCAGCUUCUCCAAGCAACUGAGGAGUUCAAUGACGCCAAUCUGAUAAAACGUGGCCAUUCAGGGAGUUUGUUCCGUGGUUCAUUGGAUGAUGGAACAUCCAUUGUUAUUAAAAAGAUCGAUACCAAGGAAAGUAAAAACGAAGGGUAUGUAUCAGAGCUUGAGUUGUUUAGUAAAGGUGGACACCAGAGGCUGGUUUCAUUUCUUGGACAUUGUUUGGAGAAUGAGAGCCAGAAGGUGUUGUUGGUGUACAAGUAUAUGAGGAACGGAGAUUUGGGUAGCGCUUUGUUUAGGAAGUCAGACGAUGAAGGUGAGGAUGGAUUGAAGUCUUUGGAUUGGAUAACGAGGUUGAAGAUUGCUCUUGGUGCAGCUGAGGGACUAGCUUAUUUACAUCACGAGUGCUCACCACCUCUAGUUCAUAGGGAUGUACAAGCAAGUAGCAUACUUCUUGAUGAUAAAUUUGAGGUACGUCUUGGAAGCCUAAGCGAGGCAUAUGCACAAGGUGAUGCUUAUCAAAGCAGGAUUUCUCGUUUACUUCGGUUACCACAAUCGACUGAACCAUCCUCUUCAGGUGCAGCAAAUGCGACAUGCGCCUAUGAUGUCUACUGUUUUGGCAAAGUGUUACUUGAGCUAGUCACGGGGAAGCUCGGGAUCAGCUCGCCAGACAACGCAGAAGCAAAAGCAUACAUGGAGGAAGCUUUGAAAUACAUCAGCACAAACGAGAAGGAACUAGUGACCAAGAUCUUAGACCCGUCGUUAGUGGUGGACGAGGACCUUUUAGAAGAAGUAUGGGCAAUGGCUAUCAUCGCAAAGUCAUGCCUAAACCCAAAACCAAGGAGACGGCCAUUGAUGAGACACAUUGUGAACGCUCUUGAGAAUCCACUGAAAGUAGUGAGAGAGGAUACCAACUCGGGCUCAGGCUCGUUGAGAACAAACUCGUCAAGAGGGUCUUGGAACGCUGCUAUAUUUGGGAGCUGGAGGAAGAGUGCAUCGGAUGUAACAGCUGUUCAAGCUGGAGGAACAAGUGGUGGUGCUAACUCGGGGUCGCAAGGGAGCAGUGGAAGGAAUAAUAACAAUGGGAACUCAUCGUCGAGAAGAAGGCAGUCUAGUGAGAUAGUGCCAGAACCUUAUGGGGAAGAUGUAUAA